GAGACGCAAUCCUUAAACCCUUCUGUGUGUUUCUCUCUCCGACAACAAUGUCUCUCCUUCUCCGAGCUUUACCUCUUCGUCCAUCACCGUUCUCUCUCUUCGUCCCCUCCUCUGCCAUCUCCGCCCUCUUCUUCUUCAUACCCAAAUCGAGAUCUCCGAUUCCACGAACCCAUAGAACCUUCUCCUCUUCCGCCACCGCGUCUGUUUCGGCUUCCCCCGGCGACGCCGUUGUGAAGUCGCCGCAUUCUCCGACGUCUCCUUCUCCGUCUAGUCUCCGAUGGGUCUCUCGAACUGGGCUUUGCGGUGAAUUAUCAGUGGAGGAUGUUGGUAAAAGGGUUCGCCUUUGUGGAUGGGUCGCUCUUCACCGCGUCCAUGGUGGUCUCACAUUUCUCAAUCUUAGAGACCAUACAGGCAUUGUUCAGGUUAGGACGCUUCCGGAUGAUUUCCCUGAGGCACAUGCCAUGGUGAAUGACAUGAGGCUUGAGUACGUUGUUUUGGUCGAAGGUACAGUCCGGUCUAGGCCAAAUGAGUCAGUCAACAAGAAAAUGAAAACCGGAUUCAUCGAGGUAGUUGCAGAGCAUGUUGAAGUAUUGAAUCCUGUGAGAUCAAAGCUUCCCUUCCUAGUGACUACUGCAGAUGAGACAAAGGAUUCGGUUAAAGAGGAAAUCCGCUUAAGGUAUCGAUGUCUUGAUUUACGCCGUGAGCAGAUGAAACACAAUAUAGUGUUGCGUCAUAACGUGGUGAAGCUGAUUCGGAGAUAUCUAGAAGAUUUUCAUGGGUUUGUUGAGAUUGAAACGCCUAUGCUCUCUAGAUCCACUCCAGAAGGUGCCCGGGAUUAUCUUGUUCCUUCAAGAGUUCAGCCAGGAACAUUCUACGCUUUGCCACAAAGCCCGCAGCUCUUCAAGCAAAUGUUAAUGGUCUCUGGUUUUGACAAAUAUUACCAGAUUGCAAGAUGUUUUAGAGAUGAAGAUCUAAGAGCGGAUAGACAGCCUGAAUUCACUCAGCUUGAUAUGGAAAUGGCUUUCAUGCCUUUGGAGGAAAUGCUAAAACUGAAUGAAGAUCUUAUCAGAAAGGUCUUUUCAGAAAUCAAAGGUAUUCAGUUACCUGAUCCUUUCCCGAGGCUUACAUAUGCUGAAGCAAUGAGUCGAUAUGGUUCAGAUAGGCCCGAUACAAGAUUUGAUCUUGAGUUAAAAGAUGUAUCGGACAUUUUCGCGGAAUCAUCCUUCAGGGUUUUCGCUGAGGUCCUCAAAAGCGGUGGAGAAAUCAAAGUAUUAUGUGUACCUUCGGGUGCGAAAAAAUAUUCAAAUUCAGCUCUCAAGAAAGGAGAUAUUUACAACGAAGCAAUAAAGUCCGGAGCAAAGGGUCUUCCCUUCUUGAAGGUCUUGGAUGAUGGCGAGAUUGAGGGGGUUCAAGCAUUAGUUUCUAGUUUGGAUCCAGCGGGUAAAGCAAACUUGUUGAGACAAUGUGGAGCAAAACCGGGUGAUCUUAUAUUAUUUGGAGUGGGUCCUCGUUCAUCCGUUAACAAAACCCUCGACAGACUAAGACUCUUUGUUGCCCACGAUAUGGAUUUGAUCGACCAUUCCAGGCACUCGAUUCUCUGGGUGACUGAUUUCCCGAUGUUUGAAUGGAAUGAACCAGAGCAGAGGUUUGAGGCAUUACAUCAUCCAUUCACGGCUCCGAACCCUGAAGACAUGGAUGACUUAUCUUGUGCACGGGCCCUCGCUUACGACAUGGUCUAUAACGGGGUCGAGAUUGGUGGAGGAAGUUUGAGGAUUUACAAACGAGAGGUCCAAGAAAAGGUGUUGGAGAUCAUUGGAAUUUCACCUGAAGAGGCUGAAGCAAAGUUUGGAUAUCUACUAGAGGCUCUUGACAUGGGUGCUCCUCCUCAUGGAGGGAUUGCGUACGGGCUGGAUAGGAUGGUGAUGAUGCUGGGAGGGGCGAGUUCCAUAAGGGACGUUAUCGCCUUCCCGAAGACAACGACCGCUCAAUGUGCCCUAACCAAAGCUCCAUCCGAAGUUGAUCCUCUCCAGCUUCAGGAACUCGCUCUCCGUCCCCUAUAGCGUAACACUUCCCCUACCGAGCUCGUCUUCUUUCCCCUUUUUUUUUGCAGUUCUUGUUUAGGGUUCUUGAGUGAAUGAAGAACAGCUACUGAGAUAUUGAUCUCUGUGACAUGUUUGAAUAAAUCACUGCAGAAUUUGAUCAUUGGUUUUGGAGUUAAGAGCCUUAGACCCUCUUGUUUCCUCCA
Messenger RNA from Tarenaya hassleriana, 2245 nucleotides. Its product is annotated as aspartate--tRNA ligase, chloroplastic/mitochondrial. Gene Ontology annotation, molecular function: ATP binding; aspartate-tRNA ligase activity; nucleic acid binding. Lineage: Eukaryota; Viridiplantae; Streptophyta; Magnoliopsida; Brassicales; Cleomaceae. Gene Ontology annotation, biological process: aspartyl-tRNA aminoacylation. Bases 48 to 2060 code for a protein of 670 amino acids. The transcript is spliced from 15 exons. The record is from RefSeq and is a predicted model, not a curated record. Gene Ontology annotation, cellular component: cytoplasm.